UAAUACGUUUAACUACCAAGUGUUUUGCUUGAAGCUUCCGCAAUCUAUAAUACCUAGUCUAUGUCUAAGCUUGAUUAAAAUUUUAAAUAUGCAACAUGCAUAUCGUCGAGUUAACUCUGAUUCUGAUGAAAGUUUGGAUUGUUUUCCAAGAAAAAAAACUAAAAUAUCAGAUAUAAAUGGACAAUCAUUUAAUAAAGACAUUUCAAUUGACGAAGGUAAUCAAAAUUAUGAUGAAAUGGAAUGGGAAAAUUAUUUURAUCACAAAAGCCAAAAUUUUAAUAAUAAUCAGAAUAUAUCUUCUGCAGUAUCUGAUGAUGAUGAUGAUUAUAAUGUUAAUAACUAUGAAGAUAGUGAAAUUGAAGAUUAUAUACCUAUUUUAGAUAGCGUGUUUGAAUUAGAAAAGUGUGUGAAAAAUGAAACAAAUUCUAAUACUAGCGGUAAUGAAAAAACUGAAGGUGAGUCUGUCAAAGAUUUUGGUGGUGGUGCCAAUGAUUAUAUCAAUGAUGAAGAAAGAAUGCCUAAAACUAAUAAAUGCAUAGGUAUAGAUAAUGAUGAACUAUAUGAUUUAUUGGAUGAAUCAUAUAGAGACAAAAAUAAAACCCACAAUAAACACGAUAAGAUAACUGUUACUCAAGACGACUUUAAAGAAUUUGAAAAAACUAUAUUAGAGGAAGUAUGUAAAAAUCAUUUUGACAUUUUGCCUGAAAAUUGGAUUGAAACAAUUCAUAAAAGUGGCAUGCCUAUUUAUUUACACAAGAAAAGUAGAAUUGUAACAUUAUCAAGACCUUAUUUUUUGGGACCAGGAGAUCCUAAAUCACAUUUAGCUCCAUUGUCAGCAAUUAGUUGUUUACAAUAUCAAAAAGGUCUUCAGAAUAAAGAAAUUAUUAAAAAUGAAUCUGAUUUUCAGGUUAGUAAGUUUGGAGAUAUGAUUAUACCAAAUGCCAAAGUGGAGACUGCAMAAGAAAAUAUAAUUAAAGAAUCUUUAACACAUGCGGAAUUAUGGAAAUAUUGUCAAUCACUAUUUAAAUUAAAAUUUAAAGAAGUUAAAUCUCCUAGUAAUUCACCAGAAGAAAAAAAUAUGAAAACAGAAAUUUCAAGAGGUACACUACAAAACACCAAAGAAAGACCUUCGCUUCCAGAUAGUACUAAAUUGAUAUCAUUUCCAGUUCAAACUGAGGACGAAAAUAAACGAUAUAAUCGUCGUCGAGAAUGGAUGAUGAAUCCAAAUGGUAAAAGUUAUGUAAGCAUAUUACAUGAAUAUUUACAACAAGCAUUGAAAACCCAACCUUGGUAUGAGUUUAAAGAACUUGAAAAUAAUGAAACCUCUUAUUCCGCAACUGUUGUGCUUAAUGAUGUUAAAUAUGGUGUUGGUUUGGGUAAUAGUAAAAAACAAGCAAAACUUAAUGCUGCACAAGCCACUCUAGAUAUACUCAUACCUGAUAUGAAAAAUAAAAUAGAUUCAAAUAUCAAAAACCAAUGUGAUCCAGUAAUAUUUGACCAAAUUAAAGUCACCGAUCCCAGAGUUAUAGAAUUAUGUGCUAAAACCACAGAACCUAGCCCAUAUGCUAUGUUAUUAGUGUGCUUGCAAAGAAAUUUUGGUGAAUGUGAAAUAGGUAUUGAGUAUAAAUUAAACAAUCGUCGUAGGAUGUUAAACCAAUGCACAAUGACGGUUGGUAAACACACAGCUUCUGUUGCUUGUAAAAAUAAAAGAGAUGGCAAACAAAAGGCUUCUCAAAUAAUACUGGGCUUAUUACAUCCGCAUAUUGAUAACUGGGGUUCAUUAUUACGGCUUUACGGUAACAGGAGCAUUAAAAAUGCUAAAGAAAAAAAACAAGAAGAGCAAGAAAUCACUCAACUCCAGAGUAAAGCUGCUGUAAAUCAACCAAAUUUUGCUAUUCUAGAUAAACUCAAAAAAGAAAUGUUAAAAAUUAGAGACCAAAGAAAAUUAAAAGAAACUAAUGAAAUGUUAGGAUUAUCUCAGACUAUGUUUGCUACUAAAUGUCCAUAUACUAUAGAAAUUCCAUCAUCAUUCACAAGUCCUAACUAAUAAAUAAUUUUUACUUUUCUAUAUUUAAUGAGUCUCUAUUCUAUUGA
This is a messenger RNA of Diuraphis noxia (Russian wheat aphid), 2094 nucleotides long. RefSeq names its product microprocessor complex subunit DGCR8-like. Gene Ontology annotation, cellular component: microprocessor complex. The record is from RefSeq and is a predicted model, not a curated record. Gene Ontology annotation, molecular function: heme binding; double-stranded RNA binding; identical protein binding. NCBI's taxonomy places the organism in Eukaryota, Metazoa, Arthropoda, Insecta, Hemiptera, Aphididae. Gene Ontology annotation, biological process: primary miRNA processing.